Molecule: messenger RNA, 2229 nt
Organism: Durusdinium trenchii
Lineage: Eukaryota; Dinophyceae; Suessiales; Symbiodiniaceae
Source: the annotation of a GenBank genome assembly
AGAACUUUCACAAGUACACGCCACGCUUGAGGCCAUGAAGGGGGCGCUUGGGGCGAGGGCCAUGGCGAAGGCCAUGGUGGCCAUGCUUUGCUUCUGGCGGCUUGGCCACGGAUGCACGUUGGACGACACGUCAUCGUAUCAUCAACUUGACUCGGAAGUCUUGCGUCACAGGUCCAACAAGGCUCUCACCUGGGAAGAGGCUGCCUUCUUAGCCGUGCCAUCAAAUGCCUCCGCGCGUGCAUCACUGAAAUUCAUUACAAGCAAGCCGCACGUAGCAGGCACUGCUGGAGAUUUAGACAUGGCUCAGUAUGUGAAGGAAUCCUUCGAGAGAGAAGGAGUUGAGGCUCGGCUAGAUCCGCAAAAGGUCUUGUUGACCUAUCCUGUCAGCAGUGCUUUGGAGCUCCACGACAACUCUGGACAACUGGUUGCUAAAGCAUCUCUGGCAGAGGACACGCUAGAGUCAGAUCCAACAUCACACACAUGGUGGAGAAACCACACCUUCAAUGGCUACUCACCAUCUGGAGAUGUUCUGGCAUCUAUUGUCUAUGCCAACUUUGGUUUGCCAGAGGAUUUUGAGGCACUCCAGGCAGCUGGAGUGAAUGUGAAUGGCAGCAUCGUUCUGAUGCGCUAUGGCAAGUGUUUUCGUGGUUUGAAGGCGAUGAACGCCCAGAAAGCUGGCGCUCGUGCGGCGAUCAUCUAUUCUGAUCCGGAACAAGAUGGCUAUGCAAAAGGCAGUGUCUACCCAUAUGGGCCGUGGCGCCCAAAGAGCAGUGUACAGCGUGGCUCCAUCCAAUUUAUAUCUCUAUGUGCAGGAGAUCCAACCAGGGCAUACUUCCCGCACGGCAUGGAUGUGGAGACCCUUUGUGGCCUUAGUGCGAAAGAGCUCAUUCCUCAAAUUCCGGUCUUGCCCAUCUCUUAUGGAGAUGCUUUGGUGUUCUUGGAGUCCUUAGGGGGCAAAGUAGCGCCAAACGAUUUCCGGGGAGCACUGAACAUUACCUACAGAUUUGGCCCAACAAAAGACCAGUACAAGGUGAGGGUGAAAGUUGAGAACCGCUUUCAAUCAUCACCCGUUUGGAACGUCAUCGGAAAGAUCCCUGGCACCUUACCAAUGGAUCUCGAUCAACCCGUCGUUCUCGGGAACCAUCGAGAUGCCUGGGUCUAUGGAGCAGCCGAUCCGAACAGUGGAACUGCCCAGCUCUUGGAGGUCGUCCGUGGACUUGGCAAGCUCUUGCGCGAGGGUUGGAAGCCUCUUAGGACCAUAUAUUUGUGCUCAUGGAGUGGGGAAGAAUACGGGUUGUUAGGUUCCACUGCCUGGGGCGAAGUACAGGAUGACCUUUUGCGCCGAGCCUUGGCCUAUGUGAAUGUUGACACCGGGGUGUCGGGACAACACUUUCGAGCAGCUGGAACUCCAUCACUGGCACAGCUUCUUGCAGAGGUUCUUGGUCAUGUCCCACAUCCAGAUUCUGGAAAGCCUCUUUCGGAGCACUGGGGUGGCAAGUUGUUUUCCCUCGGCUCAGGCUCCGACUACACAAUUUUCAUUGACCACCUUGGCAUUCCGUCGCUUGAUAUUGCAUUUUCCCCCAAGGAUGCUCAAUACGGAGUCUACCAUUCGGUCUAUGACUCCUUCACCUGGAUGGCCACAGAAGGAGACCCCAACUUUACUUAUCACGUUGCUAUGGCGCAAGUCUGGGGUUUAAUCGCCUUGCGCUUGUCCGGGAGCAAUGUGGAAGCACCACUUCCAUUGAAUCUCAGCAUCCAGGCUGAGGCGAUUGCUGGAUACAUUUCACGUGUCAAAGGAAACAGAUCCGUCCCACUUGACUUUACCGCCUUGGAGGAUGCGAGUCUUGCGUUCAAAUCUGCUGCCGCCCGUGCCAUGGCUGAGGUCCACCGAUUGAGUCGAAUGGGCCCCCAGGCCCCACCGGAGGAAGUCACAGCUUUGAAUGAACGCUUGGGCCUUCUUGAGAGAUCGUUCCUGUUGCCAGAUGGCCUGCCCGGGCGCAAAUGGUUUCGGCACUGCCUACAAGCACCAGGGCUUUACACAGGCUACGCUCCAAAGACACUUCCAGGAAUCGAUGAGGCCAUGGACGCCCAGAAGUGGGAUUUGGCACAAGCACAGAUCCAUGCGGCAGCGAGCCGCAUUUGGGCCGCAGCAUCUUCCCUAGCGCCGCGUGAAGCGCCUCCCACAGUCUUUACGGUUUAAUGGAGGCCACACCUUCAUAUUGGCAAAGU